GACGCCUCCGGUCAUUUUCACUUCCCUCCCAUCAUUGCAAAGAGCGAAUGAUUGCUGGCCGCAAGUUCCCCGGCGGGCCUAGACGGACGGGACGGAGCGUCGGCUUGUUCGCCGGAUGGAGAGCUUCGUCGAGCCGCCGGAGCAGGAACGCCUCCUCGCGCUGGACGGAUGCGCGCUCAAGAGGAAGCGGGGAGCCCCGGAGGUGACGUCGUCGGAGAAGGUGGAGGACGGGCCGCUGGGGCCGGCGCCUGUCGGCGGCGACGGAGGAGUCGGGGAGGGAGAUGCGCGGGGACUGACGUGCUUGUCGCAUGGGUCGAUGUCGGUGAUCGGGAGGCGGAGGUCGAUGGAGGACGCGGUGACGGUGGCGCGGGGCGCGGUGGCCGGGAAGCUGGGCUGCUACGACUUCUUCGGGGUGUACGACGGGCACGGCGGCGCGAACGUGGCGAACGCUUGCCGCGACCGGCUGCACAAGCUGCUGGUGAAGGAGAUGGAGGGGAGGGCCGACGUCUGCGGCGGCGACGGAGGCGGAGAGAGCGAGUGGAGGAAGGUGAUGGAGGCGUCGUUCGGGAAGAUGGACGAGGAGGUCGGAGGGAAGGGGGUGGACGCGUCGACGAGGAUGGCGGGGUCGACGGCGGUGGUGGCGGUGGUGGGGAAGGAGGAGGUCGUGGUGGCGAACUGCGGGGAUUCGCGAGCGGUGUUGUGCCGCGGCGAUGUGGCCGUGCCCUUGUCUGUUGAUCACAAGCCUGACAGGCCAGAUGAGAAGGAGAGAGUGGAAGCAGCUGGAGGAAGGAUCAUAGAUUGGAAUGGAUCCCGUGUCCUCGGCGUGCUUGCUACAUCGAGGUCAAUAGGAGACUAUUAUCUGAAGCCAUUUGUGAUAGCGGAGCCGGAGGUCACGGUAAGCAAGAGAACAGAGUUGGACGACUUCCUCGUGAUAGCAAGCGAUGGCUUAUGGGAUGCACUCUCUAAUGAGGUUGCCUGCCAGGUCGUGAGGAGAUGCCUCAAUGGACGAAUAAAGAGAAGGUUCCCUGAGGAGCUGAGAGGAAGUAACGCCGCCGAGGCAGCGGCAGUGCUAGCCGAACUGGCCAUGGCUCGAGGUAGCCAGGACAAUAUCAGCGUGAUUGUGGUCGAGCUGAAGAAACCAAACUCGAAGAGUCCUUAAAAAGAAGUUACUCUUCAUUUGGGCGGGUUCCAAUGACCUCCCGGCACCAUGUAAACUAGCAAAAAUGUAAAUAGGUACUCUGCGACUGAGAAUGUUUCUAGUUGGGCUAUCGAUGUUCAACUUGUUUUUUUCCCUUGUACUGACUUCAAGUUGAUAUUAAAAUGCCACAUCCUUCAUGUUGUUUAUC
This is a messenger RNA of Eucalyptus grandis, 1346 nucleotides long. Its product is annotated as probable protein phosphatase 2C 8. Gene Ontology annotation, cellular component: cytosol; nucleus. Gene Ontology annotation, biological process: protein dephosphorylation. Gene Ontology annotation, molecular function: cation binding; protein serine/threonine phosphatase activity. NCBI's taxonomy places the organism in Eukaryota, Viridiplantae, Streptophyta, Magnoliopsida, Myrtales, Myrtaceae. The transcript is spliced from 3 exons. The coding region runs from base 116 to 1159 and encodes 347 amino acids. The record is from RefSeq and is a predicted model, not a curated record.